This is a messenger RNA of Drosophila rhopaloa, 2778 nucleotides long. Its product is annotated as endoplasmic reticulum metallopeptidase 1. Lineage: Eukaryota; Metazoa; Arthropoda; Insecta; Diptera; Drosophilidae. Gene Ontology annotation, biological process: proteolysis. Gene Ontology annotation, molecular function: metalloexopeptidase activity. The record is from RefSeq and is a predicted model, not a curated record. Bases 49 to 2778 code for a protein of 909 amino acids. The transcript is spliced from 11 exons.
CGAUUGUUCGUUGUGAUUUGAUGCUGGUUGGAGUACUGAAUUAUCAUUAUGGAGCACAACAAUGGAGGUUUUAAAGAGGAUACGUCUUUAGAACAUUCGGAACCGUCAACAGAAUAUAAUGAAAAGAAUACCUUGCAAUUGGUUACUGGUACAGUGGAUCCUGAAGAGGGCUGCAGCAAUGAAACUUUGAUGGAUUUGAGGGAGAAGAAAAGUUUUUCAAAGCAACUGCCUUGGUACUAUUCUCCUGUGUACUUGCUCUUCUGGGUCGGACUAUUCUUCGCAGUGAGCUACACGCUUUUUAAUUACCUGCCAACUGGUGUUAAGAUAGAUGAGGAAUCCGACUUGCCAAACACUUUUGUGGCACAACGCGCGGAAAGCAUACUGAUCAAGCUCGAUUUAAUGGGUCCGAAGAUAGCCGGGGAUUACGUGACCGAAGUGGUUAUGGUGGAUUUUCUACUAAGCGAGAUAUCAAAAGUGCGUGAGGAGAUGCGAGACGAUCUCUAUGAGAUGGAGGUGGACGUACAGCACUCCAGUGGUGCCUUUCUCCACUGGCAAAUGAUAAAUAUGUACCAGGGCAUUCAAAACGUAGUGGUGAAGCUGAGUACCAAAAGUUCCAACAGCACUUCCUAUCUAUUGGUAAACAGUCAUUACGACUCAAAGCCCAGCAGUGUGGGCACUGGCGAUGCCGAACUUAUGGUUGUCACCAUGCUGGAAACUCUUCGUUUAAUGGCCACAUCUGAGGAGACCUUCCUGCACCCCAUUGUGUUCUUAUUCAAUGGCGCCGAAGAGCAGCCCUUCCACGGAUCGCAUUCGUUUAUAACCAACCACCGUUGGUCUGCCAACUGCAAAGCGCUAGUCAACCUGGACUCGGCCGGUGCCGGCGGACGUGAAAUCCUCUUCCAGGGGGGUCCCAACCAUCCCUGGCUAAUGAAGCAAUACAAAAAGAGUGCCAAGCAUCCGUUUGCCACGACCAUGGCCGAGGAAAUUUUUCAGGCCGAUUUGAUACCCUCCGACACGGAUUUCCGGAUCUUCCGAGACUUUGGACCGGUGCCAGGUCUGGACAUGGCUGGUUGCUACAACGGCUUUGUGUACCACACAAAGUUCGAUCGCAUCAAAGUGAUUUCCCGAAGUUCGAUACAGAACACUGGCGAUAAUGUGUUUUCUCUGGUUCGAAGUAUUUCCAAUGCCGAGGAAAUGUAUGAUACGGAGGCUCACUCAGAGGGUCACUCGGUUUUCUUUGACUAUCUGGGGCUUUUCUUCGUUUACUACACGGAGUCUACGGGGACGGCCCUUAACAUCUCCUUCUCCCUGGGAGUCAUCCUUGUUAUUUGUAUUUCUUUAUGGCGAAUGGCCAAGGUAACGGAUCGGAGAGUGGGCACCUAUGCCCGAGCCUUUGGGAUGCAGUUCCUCCUGGCAAUUCUGGGUUUUCUGCUGGCCCUUGCAUUUCCAUUGCUAAUGUCGGUGUUCUACGAUGCCGGAGAUCGCACGAUGACCUAUUUCAGCAACAGCUGGUUGGUCAUAGGCCUCUUCAUCUGCCCCUCAAUUAUUGGACUAGUCUUACCAUCGACUCUUUACUUGUCUCUGCGACCCAAUGAGAAGAUUCCGCACACCUACCAUCUUCAGAUCGUGGGACAUGCCUUCUGUGUUCUGCUGGCAGUACUUUGCAUUCUACUUACGGCUGUUGGCAUUCGAACGGCCUAUCUCUUUAUGAUGUGUGUGUUCUUCUACCUGGGAGCUUUAAUCAUUAACCUGGCUAGUCGACUUCAUGACAAGGGUUAUCUCUGGGCUGUGGUGCUUGGCGUUUGCCAGAUUCUCCCCUAUCUGUACUUCACCUAUCUGUUCCAUGCUCUUCUGGUCAUCACCAUUCCGAUGACUAGCCGCAAGGGCAUGGAUGCCAACCCCGACUUGCUGAUCUCCCUGGAGUGCGCCCUGGGUUCAAUUCUGGCCAUGGUCUUUCUGGCACCUUUGCUGAAUAUCUUUAGGCGUCCAAAGAGCAUGGUUGGUGGUUUGGCUCUAGUGAUGUUUAUCUUUUGUAUGAUCUCUGUGUCGAACGUCGGAUUUCCAUAUCGGGCCGAGACAAAUGUGAUGCGUCUUCACUUUCUGGAGGUGCAUCGUAAGUUCUACGAGUAUGAUGGAUCCCUCAGUCUAGAGGACAGUGGAUACUACUUCGACUUGCAGGAUAGGCGUCUAGAGGCUCCGCUGCUGGACAAAAUCAAUCUUACUGGACUUACGCGCCUCGACGAGCAAUGCGAAACGGAGAUGAAGUGUGGCAUGCCGUGCUUUAACCAUCGUUGGUGUACCGCCGUGAAAGAUGCCCGUUGGCUGCCCCGUGAUGAGCCCGUCGAUCUACCUGGUUCUCCGAUUUUGCAGCUUCUGAAUAAGACGGUUUCGGGAACUGAGUCCGAUCCGAGGGUUCGCCUUGACUUCAUAGUGUCAUCAGGUCCGCCGAGGAUGAGUUUCUUUGUGCAACCCCGGGAAGGAGUAAAAAUGCUGAGCUGGUCAUUCCUCCAGGGAAUGCUGGACAGCCCAUCAGUCUACAAGCCUCCAUAUCACAUCUUCUUUGGCUACGGAAGCGACAACUCGCCAGUCGAAUUCCAUUUUGAAAUGACGAAGAACGACGGCAACUUCGAAGUGCCGCUGGUUGAGUUGGGUAUCUCUGGGCACUAUAUGAGCCAUCUGAGUAAGCGUGAUGCGACGACUCUGAAGUUCAUUGAGGAUCUACCGGACUUUGCUCACCCCAUGGAGUGGCCUAGUUCCUAUGAACGUUACAUUUUCUGA